AUGGAUUCGGAUUGCAGAGUCGCUGUAAUAACAGUCGCAAUUGCAACAAGGCAAGCUAAAGCUGCUAAAGAUCACGUUAUCAACAAUCUCAUUGUGCUCUACCAAAAGUGUCUCCGGGCUAUACCUCAGAAAACGUCCGAUUUGCCACCGUCUUACACUCAAAAGCCUAUGAAAACAAAUGAGCAGGUUUUGAAAUGCAUCCGUUGGGAUUUGGGUGCCCUUGACGAAAUCAUCAACAUACAAUGGUAUCAAUGGCAUCUUGCUCAUCGCGCACAACAUAAGCUCACAUUGGCACUGGAGCAGGUAGCAAGGUACUUCAAUCAGUGCACCGACAGCCACAAGAUGAAUAUCAUACGCGCUCAAGAUAUGUGCGAUGAGCUUCGGUUUCUGAUCUACGGUCUUGGGGACGAGAUAGUUCUUGCGACAAUGGAGGAAUGCAAGGAGCAGCGAGUGAACUAUGAAGCUGUAGAACGGACAUUGGGCAUUUUCAAAGAGGAAUCUCCUCCAGAAUAUACCGCAUAG
This is a messenger RNA of Mollisia scopiformis, 522 nucleotides long. RefSeq lists its product as uncharacterized. Lineage: Eukaryota; Fungi; Ascomycota; Leotiomycetes; Helotiales; Mollisiaceae. The record is from RefSeq and is a predicted model, not a curated record. Bases 1 to 522 code for a protein of 173 amino acids. The transcript has a single exon.